AUGGAAAUAGUGAGUUUCUCUUCAAUGCAAACCAUAAAAUAUCAAGAAAAUCAUCAAAAUUCCAGAUAAAUUACAGUCCAGCGCCACACAAACCGUGCAUAAUUCUAAAAUGGCCAAAUGUGAGGAUUUUGCUCGAUUGCCCCUUGGACAUCACCCCAUUCUUCUCCUAUCUACCACAUGUUUAUCAAAGUGCAAGAUUGAAAAAUGCGCCGCCUUCGAGACGAUUCAACAAUCUCCAUUAUCUCAAAGAUAUCAAUAAUCGGAUUCUGGUUGAAGGUGUUCCCGAAAUUCACCACGUUUCAACAGAUGCUCUUCAAAUGAGCGCAAUUGACGCGAUUUUGGUGUCGAAUUUCGAUUCGCUGAUUGCUUUACCGUUUUAUACAGAGGGGACAGGAUUUCGGGGCAAGGUUUUUAUGACUGAUAUUGGAGUGCAGUUGGGAAGAUUGUUGAUGGAAGAAAUGAUUGAGUAUUUUGAGCGAAUUGAUUUUGGAACCAUUGAUGAGGGAUGGAAAUUGGAGGAGAUUUGCACGUGAGUCGAAUUUUCGGGGGAAAAUUCUGGAAAUUUUGAAGAAAAAUGAGAAUUUUUGUGAAAAAAUCAAUAAAUUCUAAGCUUUGAGCCUAAAUUUGGCUCAAAAAGCCCGAUUUUAGGGCCAAAAACACGUGGUAUUCGAGCCUGAAAUGUCGUGGUUUUAUUGCCUAGAAAAUCCGAAAUUUUUGGGCCAUCUUAGGCUUUAAAAUACCAAGAUUCCAGGCCCAAUUUAGGCUCGAAAAAUCCCGAAUUUCUAGGCCUAAAAAUCUGGGCUUGUUUGGGAUCAAAAAGCCUGAUUUCCAGGCCCUAUUCAGGCCUAAAAAAUCGCAAAUUUCCAGGCUACAUUUAGACUUGAAAAAUCCCGAAUUUCUAGGCCUAAAAAUCUGGUCUUUUUUGGGCUCAAAAAGCCCGAUUUCAGACCGUAAUUAGGCCUGGAAAAUCUUGAAUUUCCGGGCCAGUUUCAGGCUCAAAAUAUACCUGAAAAUCUGGGCUUGUUUGGGCCCAAAAAGCCUGAUUUCCAGGCUACAUUUAGGCUUGAAAAAUCCCGAAUUUCUAGGCCUAAAAAUCUGGGCUUUUUGGGCUCAAAAAAUCCGAAAUUCCCGGCCCAAUUUCCAGGCCAAAACUAGGCUUAUCUAGUCUCAAAAAACGCCCAAUUUUCUAGGCUUUUCAGGACCCUAAAUAUCCCAAGUUUCCGGGCCGAAAACUACAGUAACCAGAGCAUAUUUAGGCUCAAAAUACGUGGAUUUUUAGGGCCUAAAAUUUACAGUGACCCCUGGGCCGAUUUUAGACUCAAAAUAUAUGGAUUGCGGGCCUAAAAAUCCGGGCUUGUUUGGGGCCAGAAAGCCUGAUAUCCAGGCCAAGUCUAGGCUCAAAAAAUCCCAAUUUUUUUCCAGAAAAUUCCCCAACCCCCCAUUCACCAACCCAACAGAAUGGCGAAAAUUCUACACCCAUCAAGAAAUGUCUGCGGCUCUCUCCAAAAUCAACACUCUCUCCUUCAACCAGACCAUCGACGUGCUCCGUGUGCAAAUCACCGCAAUCUCAAGUGCUCACAAUCUGGGCUCCGCAAAUUGGACCAUUCGAACUGAAAAUGAGAGAAUCGGAUAUUUGACUGCCAGUUCAGAGACGCAUACGAAUUCGAAGAAAAUCGAGAAAUCUGAAUUCAGAACUUGCGACACUAUGAUUGUGACAAAUCUCAAAAGAAUUAUCGAUUAUUCACCGCAAGCCAUGGGACAAGCACUUUUACAAACUCUCACUGAAACCUUGAAAAAAGGCGGGAAUUGUCUGAUUCCAAUGAGCCCGAUUGGCCCGAUUUACGAGAUUUUGGAGGCUGUAUCAGCUGCUAUUGAUAAUACAAAUGGGAUUCCUAUUGAUACGCCCAUUUAUUUUAUUUCACCAAUUGCUAAGAAGAGUUUGGCUGUGGCUAGUAUUAGUGCGGAAUGGAUGAGUGAAACGAGAAGGGAUGCUGUUAUGAGACCCGAGGAACCUUUUAAUCAUAUGAAUGUGAGGGUUUUUGGGGGAAAUUUAUGAAAUUUGCUCAUUUUUGAGCUUGAAAACAUGAAAAUUGCUCAUUUUUGAGCUAAAAACCUGAAAAUCAAUAAAUUUUGAACCUGGGACCAUCUAAAGCUUGGAAUCUGUGAUUUUUGAGCUCCAGAAGGCUUUGGGAGGUUUCUAGACCUGAAUUUAAUGAAAAUUUUCAUUUUUUGAGCUAAAAACUUGAAUUUGUAUGAAUUUUGAGUUGAAAUUGAUGAAUUUAGCUAGAAAACUUUAAAAAAUGCUUAUUUUUGAGCUAGACAACCUGAAAAUAGCUCAUUUUGAUCUAAAUUGCUCAAUUUUGAGCUAGAAAACAUGAAAAUUGCUACUUUCAAGACAAAUGAUGAAUUCAAUGCUAGAAAACAUGAAAAUUGCUCAUUUUUGAGCUAGAAAACAUGAAUUUUGAGCUAGAAAACCCAAAAAUUGCUCAUUUUUGAGCUGGAAAACCUAAAAGUCAAUAAAUUUUGAACCUGGGACCAUCUAAAGCCUGAAAUCUAUGAUUUUUGAGCUCUAGAAGGCUUCAGGAGAUUUCUAGACCUAAGAUUCAUGCUCAAUUUUUGAAAAUGCUCAUUUUUGAGCCAGAAAAUCCAAAAAUUGCUCAUUUUCAGCUAUGAACUCACAUUUUACCUUUUUCCAAAAAUUGAAAAAUUAAUUUAGUUCACGUUCGAUUUUUAAAAUUUCAAAAUUUAUCGAUUUUUGCUCUCACAUGAUUUUUUUUGUUUGUUUGUUUACCAAAAGCUCAUUUUUUGUUCAAAAAUUGACCAAAAAUUCCAUUUUUUAUCAAUUUUUCAUCAAAAAUCCCAUUUUUCCAGCUCAUCAAAGCAAAUCGUCUUCGAAUCUACGAUUCCCUUUAUGGCGCCUUCUCAAAAGAAUAUAAAAGCCCGUGUAUCAUGUUCACUGGACAUUCUUCUUUAAGAAUUGGAGAUGCUGCACAUAUGAUUGAAGUUUGGGGAAAUGAUCCGAAAAAUUCGGUGAUUUUGACCGGUAAGAUCUGAAAUUCGCAAUUUUCCAGCUGAAAUUCAUGAAAAAUCGAGAUUUUCAACCAAAAAUGCUUCUUUUAGAGGUGUUUUUGCUUGAAAGUUGGGAUUUUUGAUGAAUUUCGGCUGAAAAUGCUGAAAAUCAUCUGGAAUUCAUGAAAAAUCGAGAUUUUCAACCAAAAAUCCUUCUUUUAGAGGUGUUUUUGCUUGAAAGUUGGGAUUUUUGAUGAAUUUUGGCUGAAAAUGCUGAAAAUUAACUGGAAUUCAUGAAAAUUCGAAAUUUUCAACCAAAAAUCCUUCUUUUAGAGGUGUUAUUGCUUGAAAGUUGGGAUUUUUGAUGAAUUUUGGCUGAAAAUGCUGAAAACUAUCUGGAAUUCAUGAAAAAUCGAGAUUUUCAACCAAAAAAUGCUUCUUUUACAGGUGUUUUUGCUUGAAAGUUGGGAUUUUUGAUGAAUUUUGGCUGAAAAAAUUUUAAAUUUUGAAAUUCGUCUGAAAAUCAUAGAAAACCUCAAUUUCCAGCCAGAAACUCCAGGAUUUCUGGCUGAAAAUUGAGGCUUCCUAUGAUUUUCAGAGGAAUUUCAGCGGAGAUGCGGAAGCUAUGCCCAAAAUCUUCUGAAAUUUUCAGAUUUUCAGCCAAAAAUCGAUAAUUUCCAGACCCUGACCUGAACUACGAUGACGUCAUCGAUCCCUUCCGCAACCUUCCGAUCCGCUUCAUCUAUUGUCCCAUGGAUUUCCGCCUCGAUUUCCUAGCCAUGCAAAAUUUAUUGAUUGAUGUCAAGCCGAAAUCAGUGAUUUGUCCGCCGCAAUAUUUGAAACCGAUUCAACCGGGAAGACCAGAUACAAUGUUGAUUUAUGGAUUGGUACGGCUGAAAAUGCUGAAAAUUUCAGAUUUUUGAACGAAAUUUCCAGGAAAAUCGAGAUUUUCAGCCCCAAAAAUGCUUCUUUUAGAGGUGUUUUUGCGUGAAAAUUGGGAUUUUUCUUGAAAUUUUGAAAAAAAUGGGCGUGGCUUAUUCUGAGCUACAAAAUGAGUAUAAAUAAGCCACGCCCAUUUUUCUGUAAAACUUGAAAUUCUGAAAUUCGUCUGAAAACCAUAGAAAACCCUGAUUUCCAGCUGAAAAUUAGGGGUUUCUAUGAUUUUCAGAGGAAUUUCAGCGGAGAUGCGGAAGCUAUGCCCAAAUUUUGACUGAAAUUCUGAAAUUCGUCUGAAAAUCAUAGAAAACCCUGAUUUCCAGCUGAAAAUCUUGGAAUCCAGGAUUUUUGGCUGAAAAUUAGGGAUUUCUAUGAUUUUCAGACGAAUUUCAGUGGAGAUGCGGAAGCUAUGCCCAAAUUUUCAAAUUAAAUUCUGAAAUUCGUCUGAAAAUCAUAGAAAACCCUGAUUUCCAGCUGAAAAUCUUGGAUUCCAGGAUUUUUGGCUGAAAAUUAGGGGUUUCUAUGAUUUUCAGGGGAAUUUCAGCGGAGAUGCGGAAGCUAUGCCCAAAUUUUCAGCUAUUUUUGGCUGAAAAUUUCAGAUUUUCAGCUCAAAAUCACAAAUUUUCCAGGGAAACAUCUAUCCAAUGUCCUACGACGAGCCAAUUCUUCUCUCAAAACUCACAAAAUCGAAAAAACCAAAAAUGAUCAAUGUGAAAAUUCAUCCGGAAAUUAUCAAAAAUCUGAAAUUCAAACAACAUCCAACGCAGAAAAAUCUGGCAAUUGCACCAAUUUCGUGCUAUUUAUCGUGUUAUGAUGAUGAUUUUCAAUUAGUUCCCGAAAGUCGAUCAGCACCGGUUGCUAGAAGAAAAUUUGGGAAAAUUAAUGUCGACAGGUUUAUGAGGGAUUUGAGAAAGGUAAAAUUGAUGAAAAAUGACCGAAAAUGGUAUUUUUAAGCCUAAAAUUCAUCAAAAUUCAAGAUUUUCAACCAAAAAUGCUUCUUUUAGAGGUGUUUUUGCUUGAAAGUUGGGAUUUUUGAUGAAUUUUAGCUGAAAAUGCUGAAAAUUAUUUGAAAUUCAUGAAAAAUCGAGAUUUUCAACCAAAAAUCCUUCUUUUAGAGGUGUUUUUGCUUGAAAGUUGGGAUUUUUGAUGAAUUUCAGCUGAAAAUACUGAAAAUUAACUGGAAUUCAUGAAAAAUCAAGAUUUUCAACCAAAAAUGCUUCUUUUAGAGGUGUUUUUGCUUGAAAGUUGGGAUUUUUGAUGAAUUUUAGCUGAAAAUGCUGAAAAUUAUUUGAAAUUCAUGAAAAAUCGAGAUUUUCAACCAAAAAUUCUUCUUUUAGAGGUGUUUUUGCUUGAAAGUUGGGAUUUUUGAUGAAUUUCAGCUGAAAAUGCUGAAAAUUAUCUGGAAUUCAUGAAAAAUCGAGAUUUUCAACCAAAAAUGCUUCUUUUAGAGGUGUUUUUGCUUGAAAGUUGGGAUUUUUGAUGAAUUUUGGCUGAAAAAUUUGAAAUUCUGAAAUUCCUCUGAAAAUCAUAGAAAACCCUAAUUUCCAGCCAGAAAUUUCAGGAUUUUUGGCUGGAAAUUGAGGUUUUCUAUGAUUUUCAGAGAAAUUUCAGUAGGACGCGGAAGCUAUGCCCAAAUUUUCAUCUGAAACUCUGAAAUUCGUCUGAAAAUCACAAAAAUUGCAGGAUUUUUGUGAUUUUCAGAGAAAUUUCAGUCGGACGCGGAAGCUAUGCCCAAAUUUUCGUUCUAGGGUAUUUUUGGCUGGAAUUUUCGGAUUUUCAGCCAAAAAUCAAUAAAUUUCAUUAUUUUUGAGCUCAAAAAUGCUCCAAAUUUUCAGAAAAAGCUGGAUUGCUCCGAAAUUCGCCACGAUUCCGAUUUCCACGUCAUCAAAGUUCAUUCGAACAUCGACGCCACAAUUACAGUAUCCGAAAACGGGCGAAAAAUCAAAAUCCAGGCUGGAAAUCAGGAAAAACGUCAGCAAAUUCAGGAUAUCUUGAAAUUGGGCCUAACUGAAGACGAUGGAAUUGUUGGACGCAAAUUUUGAGCUAAAUUUUGAAAUUUUUUUUUGAUAAACGGGUCAUUUUAAGCCAUUUUUUGCUGAAAAUUCGAGAUUUUCGGGUAUUUUUACCCUAAAUACCUUAAAAUUGGGGGUUUUAGGGUGAUUUUUACAGAUUUUCAGCCGAUUUUUGAUCCUGGAAAUGUGAAAAUGUCCAAGAGAUGGUUGACGAAUUUGACGAGAGGAGUACAGGUGAGAAAUUGGGCCUAGAAAGCCUGAAAAUGGCCCAGGAAGGCCAAAAAAUGGCCUAGAAGGCCUGAAAAUGGUCUAGAAAGUCUGAAAUAAGUUAGAAAGCCUAAAAAUUGGUUCCGGAAGGGUUUUAGACCAUUUCUAGGCAUUUAGGGCCUAAAAAUUCAGACUUUCUAUUGAAAAAUACAGUAAUCGACAGUAAUCUGCCUACAGUAACCCGGAAAAAUUCAAAUUCAAAAAUUUUCCCGCCAAAAAUUAUUUCCACGUGACCCAAAUUUUUUUUUCGCAAAAAAAAAUUUUUCAAAAAUUUUCCCAGUCUCUCAUUUCUGAAUUUUCGAAAAAUCCAAAUAUGGAACAAUUUUUUAAUGGAAAAAAAGUAAGUACAGUAAUCCUACAGUAUCCCAUAUUUCUUCUGAAAAUUUUUUAAAUUUAUCUACAGUACUCUAAGCUACAGUACUCCCCAGAAAAUCCAGAAAAAAUUAUCGAUUUUUUGUCAGCUCUGGAAUUUCUUCUGGAAAACAUCUACAGUACAGUAAUCCUACAGUACCCCCCCAUUUUUUCUGAAUAUUUUUAAGGCUAUCUACAGUACUUUCAUCUACAGUACUCUUAGCUACAGUACUCCCCAGAAAAAUCCAGAAGAAAUUAUCGAUUUUUUAUCUUCUUCUCUGAAAUUUCUUCUAAAAGUAUGGAGCUUAUCUACUGUACCUUUUUGGUGGGUACUGUAGAUUACUGUAGCUGAGACACACCUGACGAGACGUGUCCAAAAUGGACACUGUACAUUUUUUUCAAAAGUCACACUGCAUUUUUUUUCGAAAAAAAACUUUGUUUCCUUUUCAUCACCAUUUAACUUGGGGAAAUAAAUGCACAUUUAGUUCAGUGGUAGGCCAUUUUGCUAGUGUUCAGAAAGCCCAGGUUCGAAUCUUCAUUCGAGCUAACUUUUUUUUUAUUUUUUCCCAACUUCAAAAACAACUUCAGCUUGCGAAUUUUUUGAAGUUUCUCGGUGAAAAUCAACUCAGCAGACUUUGUUUCAGUGUGGUAACAUAAUGUGCAGUGUGGAAUUCACGUGACUGCUUAGCAAACCAUAGUGUCACUGAAAUUUCAAAAAAAAUGACUUUCUAUGAAAAAACUUCAAAUUCCACACUGCACAUGGGUAAAUUCAAAAACUACGCCUAAAAAUACACCAACUUUCUGAAUAUACCAACUCUUGAUAUGUGCUCGGAAAAAAAUGCCGUCCGAUUCUUUGUAAUGUCCAUAUUUACCAUUGAAAUGGACACUCCAAAAUAACAGCAAAAUAGGGCAUUUCCACACUGCACUCAUGGUGUUCCACACUGCCUAUGACCUUAGAAAUCUAUUGGAAAAAAAAUCAACCAUAUCCGUUAAGCCUAAGCUUAGUUAUCCUAACUUCAAAUUUUGAGCAACGUUGCAACGCAUUCGUUUGAAAACAGUUUCCUUUCCACCAACAUUUCCCCAUCGGGAGAGAAGAGAGAUGUGGCCGAGAGGAUAGCAUUUUAGACUAGCGAGCAUGAGACCAGGGUUCGAAUCCUCCUGCCCGCGGACUUUUUUUCGAAAAACUUGAAAAUUUCACGCUGCACAUUUUUUUUUGAAAAAAAUUUUCACACUGCACAAAAAAUUUGGGACACUCUCUCGUCAGGUGUGAGCUGAGAGUACUGUAGAUAAUAUUUAAUUUUCAAAAAAUAAUGUUCAGACGAAGUUUCUGAACUGAAAAAUUGAUACAAUUUUUAGGGGUACUGUGGGAUUACUGUAGCUGAGAUUUUUUGAUCUACAGUACCCCUACAGUACCCCCAGACCCAAAAAUUAUCGAUUUUUUCCCAUUUUUCAGCUUCAAAGUUAUCAAAUUUUCAGAAAAAUACAAAAUUUGGUUCUAAAGACCUGAUUUUCUCAAAUUUUCAGUACAAAAAGUUCUACAGUACCCCUACAGUACCCCCAGACCUCAAAAAUUAUCGAUUUUUCCACAUUUUCAGCCUCAAAUCAGCUCUCAUGCUCCUCCAAUCCCAUCAACUUCAAAUCUAAUAUCAAAUCACCGUAUUUUCGACCCGGAAAUCGAGGAAUGGCACAAAAAAGCUGCGAAAUUCGAGGAUUCUGCUGAAAAUCUGGCUGAAAAUGUUGAAAACACGGAACCAGCGGAGAAAAUCGAGAAGAAAUUGCGAAAAAACGAGAUUUGUGAGGAGAAUCGCACUGAUGGACAUGCUCCCAUCAAAUGGGCUCUUGGUAAGAGUUUUUGGGCUGAAAAUUGCUGGAAUUUUGGAUUUUUAAGCUGAAAUUUGAAAAGUUUGAUUAAAAAUAACCUAAAAUUCAGUUUUUCUAUAGUGGAAAGAGGGAAAAUCCUGUUUUCUGGCCAAAAUUCUUGAUUUCUGACCAGAAAUCUUGUUUUUUUCUGACCAGAAAUCUUGGCGUGGCUUAUUUGGUAUCGAAAAAUCGAAUUUUUCAUGAUCUACAUCAUGUUUGGUGUCAAAAUUCAUCAAAAAUCUCAAAUUUGA
Caenorhabditis angaria is the source of this 8686-nucleotide messenger RNA. Lineage: Eukaryota; Metazoa; Nematoda; Chromadorea; Rhabditida; Rhabditidae. The record is from the annotation of a GenBank genome assembly.